CAAGAUAUUACACAGCGUCACAUCCCUGGUCUACAUAAACCAGUUCUUGCAUCAUCUUCACUAUGGCCGUCGACGACGAAUUCCCGUUUCCAGUUGUUUCCUUCCAACCAAUCUUGACUGGAGGUGAAGAAGAGAAAGCCAAAGUAGCUCUACAGCUGUACGAUGCCUUCCAUACCUAUGGCUGGGUGUACUUGAAAGAGUUUGGAAUUUCUGCUGAGGAGAUUGACGAAAUGUUCGGAUAUAGCAAACGCUUCUUCGAUAGACCAGAGGAAGAGAAGUUGAAGGACAAAGUCGUGUCAGCAGCCUACUGCCAGGGGUAUACCGCGAAUGGUGCCGAGUCAAGCGACACGAAGGGCGGCAGGAGUCAUAAAGAGUGCUACGAGCACCGCCGAUUCAACAACGACCUUUGUCCAGCAGCCGGUGGUGAAGACGGCUUCCGAGAAUUUGCAGACUCUUUCUACCAGAAAUGCUUCACCCUCGCUACAGAGGUCCUCCGUGCCCUCUGCAUAGUCCUCGGUAUCGCCCCUACCUACUGGGACGACAAACUCGCCGCCGCCGACCCUCAAUUGCGCUUCCUGCGUUACAUGUCGAUCCCCAAAACCACCCUCGAGAAAGAGGGCAACUACCGCAUCGAACCACACACCGACUACGGCCUCUGUACGCUUCUUUUCCAAGACGAAGUCGGUGGACUGGAAGUUGACCGCUUCCACGAUGGGAAGUUUGCGCCGGCCACGCCGCUGCGCGGCACCUGCAUUAUCAAUGUCGCAGAUCUGCUGCAGCGGUUGUCAAACGACAAGCUACGAUCUACAAGGCAUAGAGUCAUGAUGCCACUGAUGGAGCCGAGGGCUGAUGGGAUGCUACCAGCUCGGUACAGUACCGCGUUCUUUGUGCAUCCGGACCCAGCGACGAUGAUUGUGCCAAUCGUGAAGGAGGGCGAGACGACGCCGUACGAGCCAGUCAAUGCGGGAGAGUGGCGGACGAUGAUCACUUCGAGAGAUUAUGGAUAUGCGCUGCCGGAUAGUAAAGAUAUGGAUGUGAAGAUUGUAGCGGCGAGUAAGGGGGAGGAUUACAUGAAUGUGAGGCUUGAGGCUAAGAGUGGUGCGGUUUCGAAGACUGCGGAGGUCGCGACAUAGGCCAAAGUUGGGGUUGAAAAGAUCAAAAUAAAUGAAAAGGGUGACUCUGGAAUGCGCAAGCACAAACACCGAGCAGUCGAGUCGUAGGCCGAUUUCUACAAGAUGUUCUUGUGUGAAACUUCGGACAGCUCCCGCGCUUUGUUCUCUCCUGUCUCCUGUCUCUAUCCUUUCUCUGCUCGCUUAUUCAAUCGUCCAUCCAACCUCGAUUCGACACGAUUAGCUAGUGAUGAUGUAUCGAAUGAGAGUGCGGAGAAACUUCCCCUUGUACACUCCAUAACCGCAGACUUGUACCACUUCUCUUUUCAUGUAUUAAGCUCAACACCUUCUCCUAAAUCCCAGACUCUUGUCAAUAUCAGAACUACGAAAUGAACC
Molecule: messenger RNA, 1505 nt
Organism: Mytilinidion resinicola
Lineage: Eukaryota; Fungi; Ascomycota; Dothideomycetes; Mytilinidiales; Mytilinidiaceae
Product: Clavaminate synthase-like protein
Exons: 4
Coding region: 63-1133 (356 amino acids)
Molecular function (GO): dioxygenase activity
Source: RefSeq, a predicted model, not a curated record